This is a messenger RNA of Symbiodinium sp. CCMP2456, 789 nucleotides long. Lineage: Eukaryota; Dinophyceae; Suessiales; Symbiodiniaceae. The record is from the annotation of a GenBank genome assembly.
AUGUUAAAAUUCUCAGACAAGUAUGUGGAGGAUUGGAUUAACUACCACUUGGCCAUUGGCAUCGAGCACUUCACGGUUUUCGACACGGAUGGGUCCUACGAGCCUUAUGUUCGCUCCUACGUCGACCGGGGGUUCGUCUCCUACCAUCCGCGCUUUCCGAAGGAAGUCGCUUCGAAGCUUUCCCUGGCCUCGACGAGGGCCAGUCCCCGGAGCGAGCGGCGCCAGGUUCUGCUGGAGCCGCAUGCGAUCGAGCUGUGCGUGUGGGAGAACCGCCAGGUAUCCGACUGGGUUGUGGUGGUGCACAACAUGGAAGAAUACUUGCAUUCGCCGUUCUUGGGAAAGGGGCUUCCCGUAGUGAAACUACCGGAGAUGAUCAAGACCUGGGCUGGCGAGGUGCCCAGUGUAGCUGUCUUCGAGAUCUUCCAGGAGCCCAUGGGCGGUGCCGGCAUGGAUGGAGGCUCCACGAUCUUCAGCCGCUGGACACACAAGCGUGGACUGGAAUUCAGCGAGGAUGCCAGCAUGAAGGGCGCGGAGGAGGAUGCCGUCCACUUCCAGCCUUUCGCCUUCAUCGUGGAUCCUAUCAAUGUGCUCCAGACAGCAGUGCACCUGGCGCAAGCACGGGCCGAUGAUCAGGCCGUGGUGUCCAUCUCCAAGGACAAUCUUCGCAUGAACCACUACGUCGACCUGGGCAGCAACAGGUCUCGCUGUCAGGAGGAGCUAGGUGGCUGCGAGGUGCAAGACACCUCACUUCUCUGGGCCGAGGAAAUGGUCCUCUACUUAAGGGGAUGA